GCUCUUCUGGGCCGAGGCUAUAAAAAGGGGAGGGCGAGAGGCGGGAAGGAGCGGUCCGGAGAAAGGGCAGCGGGAUUUCGAGGGGAGCGCGCCUGGGAGUGUGUAUGUGGAGAGCCGGAAUAUCACAAUGGCUACUACACAGGCUGUCUUUAUAUUUGCACUCUGCAUUUUAAUGAUAACGGAAUUAAUCCUGGCUGCUGAGAGUUAUUACGACAUCCUAGGUGUUCCCAAGACUGCAUCCGAUCGCCAAAUCAAGAAGGCAUUUCACAAACUAGCAAUGAAAUACCACCCAGACAAAAAUAAGAGUCCUGGAGCGGAAGCAAAAUUCAGGGAAAUUGCAGAAGCAUAUGAAACCUUGUCAGAUGAAAACAAACGACGGGAAUACGACCAAUUUGGCCAUGCUGAAGGACGAAGAAGCAAUGGAAACACUUUCCAGCAGCCUUUUAACUUCAAUUUUGACGACUUGUUUAAAGACUUCGACUUCUUUGGCCAAAACCACAACACACAGUCGAAGAAACAUUUUGAAAGUCAUUUUCGGAGCCAUCAGCAGGCUCACAGCAGGCAAAGACGUUCUUUCCCAGAAUUUUCCUUCGGAGGGGGACUGUUUGAUGACAUGUUUGAAGAUAUGGAAAAAAUGUUUUCAUUUAAUGGGUUUGAGAACACACACCGACACACAAUGCAGACUGAAAAUAAAUUCCAUGGAUCUAGUAAGCACUGCAGAACUGUCACACAACGUCGAGGAAAUAUGGUUACUACAUUCACGGACUGUUCUGGACAAUAAUACUUGGGCGUUUCUCUGCCCCGCCCUUAACUGUUUUCUUUCUUUCUAUCCUUUGCUGCUGAAUACAGAGGUUCUUCUGUGAACUGUGUGAGAUUUAUUGUUUAAUCAGAGUACUUUAACUGCUGAAAUAAGCUGUAGCUAAACUGAUAACUAUUACCAGAACUGCAACAAAGCAAGAUGAGAUGAUGUUGACCUUAUUUAAUUGGUUACAUAGAAUGUGCAUGUGGGGGGGAAAUCUCCAUAUGACAGUGUUAGGGUCUAUUUUUAAUAACAUAGAAGCAGGUUAACAGAUUACCUCACGAGUGCCGAGUUAGUGGUACAAUAAACAUAUUGUCAGAUUUCUAUUUCUAUAAAGUGUUAUCCUGUUGA
Messenger RNA from Zootoca vivipara (common lizard), 1150 nucleotides. RefSeq names its product DnaJ heat shock protein family (Hsp40) member B9 (gene DNAJB9). Gene Ontology annotation, cellular component: endoplasmic reticulum. NCBI's taxonomy places the organism in Eukaryota, Metazoa, Chordata, Lepidosauria, Squamata, Lacertidae. Gene Ontology annotation, molecular function: misfolded protein binding; protein-folding chaperone binding. Gene Ontology annotation, biological process: ERAD pathway. The record is from RefSeq and is a predicted model, not a curated record.